AGAAAGAUGUGUUUGUAGAGGUGUAAGAGAAACACAUAGGGAAGAGGUGAGAGAAGGGUGUAUAGGGAGAGAAAGUAGAGAGAGAGAGAGGGCCCCUCCACCCCUGUUGUGGGUUCCCACGCUGCUCCUGUGCUGCCUCCUUUGUGCCUUUGUUAUCCCUCGGGUUCCCCAUACUGAGAAUAACGGAGGGGUGUUUUUGCUGUAACCGAAUCAUUAUUAUGACCGAAUUCGUUCUCUAGAAAAUAGAAAAGAAGUGAGAGAAGAGAGAGAGGCCACCUCUUAGAGAGAGAGAACCCACUUCUUCUUUGUCUCUCUAAGAUUCCUACCACCCGCCAUGAUCAGCUUUUGUGCAACCAUGUCAGAUUCCAGCCAAUUCCACCACACCCAUCUUUCCCCUUUAGCCGUCUCCUCUUGUUUUCAAAUUCCUUUUUCUAGGGUUUUUCUCCUCAUAUGAGGGCUCUGGUUCUCUGGGUCGAUCGUUGUAUCGGCUUAUUCUCUUCUUUUCCCCUCUCUGGCUUCUGGGUUUCUUGAAUUAGGCAAAAAAUACCAUCUGGGCAUUGGGUUUCAUCACUUAGGGCAAAUAGAUUUCAUUCUGGUGUUUGGAUCAUAGGAAACAUGGCGUAUCAGCCUCUAUCUGGUCAAGGACAGGGAUCUGGUUCAGGAUCAGGUUCUGGUUCCGGUUCUUCAGGCUUCGGUAUCCCAUUUAUGGGUUCUCCUUUUGGUGAUACCACUUUCACUAAGGUCUUUGUCGGAGGAUUGGCAUGGGAGACACAGAGCGACACCAUGAGAAGAUAUUUCGAGCAAUUCGGUGAGAUCCUCGAAGCAGUUGUGAUUACUGAUAAGAAUACCGGGAGGUCCAAAGGCUAUGGGUUUGUGACUUUCCGUGAUCCGGAAGCUGCGAGGAGGGCAUGUGCUGAUCCUAGCCCAAUCAUCGAUGGGAGGAGAGCGAACUGUAACUUGGCUUCUCUAGGUCGGCCUCGACCAUCUCCACCUUAUGGACGGAUACGUUCAGGGGGCCCUUAUGUUGGAGCAAUCCAAGGAGGUCGGGGGCCAUAUGUUGGAAGUCCGACAUAUUACCAUCCGGUUCCCUACAGUUACCAGCAGGGAUUCGCAUAUCCUCCAUAUGGCUAUGCAACAUAUGGACCAGAAUAUGUUUAUGCACAGCAGAAUAUGUACACCCCCUACGUAGGGCAUCAGUACCUUCAGAUGUAUAGUGCACCAGGAACCCUUAAUACAGCCGUUUACCCAUAUGCUCAGGUGGGUCAGCCUCUACCAAGCGGUCAUGGUUAUGCUGCACUUCAAGGGUAUGCAGUGCCUAGUCAUCAUAUAAUGCAAUUUAGUGGGCCGAAUGUCAAUGGAGCCACAGCUACACCUUUGCCAUCCAUCCAGGCACCAUUCCCUUCAGGUGUAGCUCCUCCAGUUACGGCACCACCACAAUUUAUGAUUGCUGCACAUUCUCCGCAGCUCACUCAGGCUACAAGUGGUUCAGAUCAAACAGCUGGCUGAAAGGGGCUGCGAAAUGAACUCUGACAUUUGAGGAAUCCUUAGAUUGCAGCAGGACUAAGAACAGCAGUACUGCUACUCGAGUGGCAGGCUUCGAAUCUAGCCUUGCAAGUAGUUAUCUUUGCAUUCUAGAGGUCGUCCAUUGUCAUGGUCCCAAAAGAAACCCCACAAGCUGCUUUGAGAGAAGGCUAAUCAAGUAAAACCAUUCUGGUAAUCUGAGGAAUCAUUCAACACAUUAUUUUAACCUUCCUCUCUCUUUGCCACAGUAGUGUCUGUGAAUUGUCUCGAGAAAAGCAUCUGUAUUUAUGUCUCUGCUCAUGGAGCUUCAGAAGAGAACCCAUUGGAAGAUGUGGGGUUCCAUGGAUCCCACUAAUUAAAAGGGAAGUCGGUAGAUACGAACACCAAACGAUUCUUUUAAUCUUUAGAACUUGGAUUGAUUGUAUAGAGUCUUCAUGUUAUGUCUCAGCAUUGAGUCCUUCUUAAUCUUUAGAACUUGGAUUGAUUGUAUAGAGUCCUUGCGAUAUGUCUCAGCAGUGGGUAUUUUGUCUGUGUUUAUGUCAGCACCGAGUCUUUAUGCAAUGGAAACUUGCAUUAUGUGUUGUAUACUUCAUGGAAACAGUUAUUUUUUGUGAUGUGUUUCAGCUUGACACUAGAACUGGUUCUCAGGAUGAAACUGAUUACAAGUGGAUGAGUUUGUGGUGAA
Molecule: messenger RNA, 2206 nt
Organism: Amborella trichopoda
Lineage: Eukaryota; Viridiplantae; Streptophyta; Magnoliopsida; Amborellales; Amborellaceae
Product: RNA-binding (RRM/RBD/RNP motifs) family protein
Molecular function (GO): RNA binding
Source: RefSeq, a predicted model, not a curated record